Messenger RNA from Gregarina niphandrodes, 1305 nucleotides. Its product is annotated as putative U3 small nucleolar RNA-interacting protein 2. Bases 1 to 1305 code for a protein of 434 amino acids. Gene Ontology annotation, cellular component: small-subunit processome. Gene Ontology annotation, molecular function: protein binding; snoRNA binding. The record is from RefSeq and is a predicted model, not a curated record. NCBI's taxonomy places the organism in Eukaryota, Apicomplexa, Conoidasida, Eugregarinorida, Gregarinidae. The transcript has a single exon.
AUGGCGCGUGCGAAGAAGCCGCGGCUGGAGGAGAGCAUUGACAGCGACGACCUCAGUUCGGACCACGGGCCGGAGGGGGUGGAGGAGGCGCCAGUGUUGAGUGCGGAGGAGAAGCGACUGUUGAUGGCUCAGGAGUACAUGGAGAAGAUUGGGAUAAAGUACGAGGGUGACGAGUUGGAGACAGUGGCAAGUGCACUUGGAGUGGACCGCGAGAAAGAGACGCGGACAAGGCCCCUCGCGUCGGAGCUGGUCCUGGGUGCGUCGACGAUCUGGGCGUGCAGAAAACACAUGCCGACUUGCGUCGAAAUUAGCUAUGACGACAGGACUGUCUUUACAGGGGGCAAGGACGGACGGAUUGCGCGCUGGGACGUAGAGUCCGGUCGGCGACUCGGCUUUUUGGGCCACAACCGCGACGGCCAAAAAGGUGACAGCCACAAGAGUGACGGCCACAAGAGUGACGGCCACAAGGGUGCGGUGCUUGCGAUGACGUUGGCGAUGGGUGGAAAAUUAUUGGCGACUGCGGGCAAGGACUGCGUGAUUAAACUCUGGGACCUGGCGAGUGGCGCUUUGAUAAAGGACAUGACUGGCCACACGGAACCUGUGACGGGCUUGUGCAGCGCGGGCGAUAUGGUGUACUCGGUGUCCGCCGACAAAACGAUGCGCGAAUGGUCGCUGGUCCACAAGACGUGCAUGAAGACUAAUUACGGACACACUGAAAGCGCGACCUGUAUCGACUGCCUGAACAAGACGUUUGUACUCAGCGGCAGUGAGGACAGGACCAGUCGAUACUGGAAUACACUCAAGAGCAAGCAUGCCAUAUAUGAAGAGCCCGACAACGUCGACACAUGCGCCUUCCUCAGCAAACACGGGUUUCUGACCGGCAGCUCUGACGGCACCGUCUGUCUCUGGUCCAUAGCGCGCAAGAAAGCCGUCCUCCGCAAAUCGUUGUCCCAUGUGGCCAAUAAAGGCGGCCCGAAGCCGUGGUGCACGGCCGUUGCCGUGUGUCCGAACUCUGACGUCGCCUUCACUGGAUCCAACACCGGUUCCAUUUCCGUCUGGAAGGUGGCCAUGGCGGAGAAGGGAGGCAUUCUAGAACCCAUCCUGGACCCACUGCCGGCACCGGGCGUUGUGAACGCCCUCCGCGUCUCCCGAUCCGGCGCUUACUUGGUCGGCGUCUCCGCCGCCGAGCCGCGUCUAGGGCGCUGGUUCCACAGCCCCAAGGAUGCCACAGUCGGAGUCAUCAUGGUUAAGCUCCAGCACUCUUAUAUCUCCAAACUUUUCGACAAUGUCGACAGUGUGCUCUGA